UCAAUAAAUCGGUUCUAUCAUAAUGAGGUGUAUUAUAAGUGGUAGGUAUCGUGGGUAAUUAACCAUGUCACUUGGCCCAAGACUUGUGAAUGUAUAAUGAUUUGAGUCGCAGUUGUGCUUUGUCACUGUGUUGUGUUCAUCGAUUACGGUUGCCUGCUUCGAAUAUUUCCAAGAUGGUGGAAGUGAAAGAAGCUGCCCCAGUGGCUGGAGAGCCGAAGCUCAGCAAGAGUCGGGAAGCGAACUGGCCAGCGGUCCUUUUCUUCAUACACAUUCACCUGUUGUCUCUAUAUGGAACUUACCUUUUGUUCUUCGAAGUCAAAAUGAUGACAGCCCUGUUUUUUAUAGUACUGACAUCAGUGGCAUUAUUGGGCAUGACGACCGGAGCACAUAGGCUGUGGGCACACCAAACUUACCAGGCUAGCACAGGACUGAGGAUCACACUCAUGUUGUUCCAGACUUUAGCUGGAGUUGGAUCUAUAUACGACUGGGUGAAAUACCACAGAUUCCACCACGCUCACUUCGCCACAGAUGUUGAUCCUUACGACUACAACCAGGGCUUCAUUCACUCACACUUCUUAACCCGUCUGAGGAAACUAAGUCCUCAUCAGGAGAAGUUGAUGGAAUCGAUAGACAUGUCUGACCUUGAAAAAGAUUCCGUCGUUAUGUUCCAAAAGAGAUUGUACUGGGGUCUUUACGCUAUUAUAUUCUUGUUGCUGCCUCUAAAUGCUCCUCUCGAGUACUGGGAUGAUAGUAUUCUCGCUUCAGCAUUUGUCAUCGGUUUCCUACGUUACCUGGUCGUCUUACAUGGAACCUGGUUGAUUGAGAGCGCUAUUUCUGUUUGGGGACUGAAGCCUGGAGAAAAGUCACCUCCGGACUCCAACACAGUAUUCAUUUUGACCAAGACUUUCUGGCCUCACUACCACUACCUGGUGCCAUAUGACUACAAAUCUGGAGAAUACGGAACCUAUGAUUCUGGUUGUUCCACGGCUUUCAUCCGCGUAUGGGCAGCACUCGGUCUAGCAACAAAGCUACGGACCGUUGAGACUGUCACUAUCCAGAAGGCUUUAGCUGACGCUGCAAGGUCCAAGAAGGACCUGAAGACCUGCAUAGAUGCAGCUGUCAAUCACCAACAGCUGCCCGCAGAUCAUUAUCUUAAGAGAGCUUAAUGAUACUUUAUAAUUAGUCUUAUUUAGGUUUAUUGUUAUUGCAUUGUAAUAAAUUUGUAUUUAGUACA
This is a messenger RNA of Spodoptera frugiperda (fall armyworm), 1234 nucleotides long. It is a transcript of the gene BmorPDSN, whose product is annotated as acyl-CoA Delta-9 desaturase. The transcript is spliced from 7 exons. The record is from RefSeq and is a predicted model, not a curated record. Gene Ontology annotation, cellular component: endoplasmic reticulum membrane. Gene Ontology annotation, molecular function: stearoyl-CoA 9-desaturase activity; iron ion binding. The coding region runs from base 90 to 1166 and encodes 358 amino acids. Gene Ontology annotation, biological process: unsaturated fatty acid biosynthetic process. NCBI's taxonomy places the organism in Eukaryota, Metazoa, Arthropoda, Insecta, Lepidoptera, Noctuidae.